Messenger RNA from Phytomonas sp. EM1, 3666 nucleotides. NCBI's taxonomy places the organism in Eukaryota, Euglenozoa, Kinetoplastea, Trypanosomatida, Trypanosomatidae. The record is from the annotation of a GenBank genome assembly.
AUGCGGGCGGUGAAGUUUCUUGUCAAACUUUACGAUAUGCGACCAGAGCAUGGGAAUAUAACUGCAUUUGAGAAUUAUGCUAAUCAUGUAUAUGUGGGCACCAACACAGGUUGCUUGCUUUACCUUCAGGUAGAAGGGCUGAUGGAAUACGAUAUGCGGUCGGCAGAUAAUGUGUGUUAUAGUAAUGGGAAUGGUGUUAACCCUCACUCAACUUCCACAAACACAUCACUCACUGAGUUGGAUGAUGACAAGCUCGCUAAGGAGGAGGAGGAGGACGUUGCUAAUGACAUAGCUCCAGAGGCAAUCUACACGAGCCUCUUGGCGUUCACACGCUUCCCUGAAACGGCUUCGAUACCCAUUACACAUAUUCAACAUAGUCAGAGCCAUCCAAUCAUUUUUGCCUUAAGCAAUCAGCAUCUCUGUGCCUUCAAUGCGCUAGACUUAACCUACCUGUUUGAUGUUCCAGGUAGCAUUGGAACCUUUUUCAUUUAUCCCCUCGGACCGAAUAACACUGAGGCUCCCUUCGAGACGUUGCAGUCUCUGACUCGCAUCUAUGGUGCAAAGUCAGCACCCCCAGUUGAGUGUCCGACCGAGGAAGCAGCAACGCAUGUCAUUUGUGCCGCACAGCACUCCGGCAAGAGUCUUUUUGCUUUUGAGGUUAACCUUAAUCAGAAUAAAAACAGCCGAGCGGUGCUCAAGCAGGAACUGCUACUUCCGGAGCCUGCUCUCGCACUGGUGGCUCAGGCUGGUGUCGUGUGUGUCGGCAUGCGCCGGGAGUACAGCGUGCUUUCCCUAGACAACGGUUUAUCAAAGGGGCUCCUGAGCCUGCACGGGACUUCGCACUCCCCUUUGCUAGCUUUUGGUGAGGGUGGUGGUGUGUACAUGCGUUAUCGUCACUGUGUUUUUACCACAUCAAUGCAAAGCAUGCUAACUACGAGUACCCCUUAUUCCAUACCUACCACAUCUGCGUCGGCAUUCUCUCAGCCAGUCGGAGCUCUACCAACAACGUCCAUUGGCACCCCUUUGCAAGGUCGCGUGUACUAUCUCAGAGACGAGGUGCGGGCUAUCGUUUCGCAAUUUCCGUUCUUUUUUGCCUUCUACAAGGAUUAUUGUGAUGUAUUUUCCGUUUUUGAGGAGGAGCCGAUUGAGAGCUUGCCGCUGCCAGGUGUUUGUUUUGCCCCUAAGCCCAUACACGGACGGAGGGUGUUUAUGGCAGGAGCACGCACACUGUGGAUGGCUACAUUACAGGGUAUUAGAUACCAGCUUACGGCGAUGGUUGAGCGGUUUAAAAUUGAAGAGGCUUUUGAGCUUCUGACGGCUUACCAGAGGAGUACUCACAGCUCUCAACGAGGUCUUGAGGAGGAGUUGAAGAGAAGGGCGGGAAUCGCGUGCCUAAAACGUGCCCGACCACAUAUAGCGAUGAAGUAUUUUGGUGAAACUAUCAACCCAAGGGAGUUGGCGAUGCAUCUGCCCGAGUGCGCAUCUCUGCCUGAACCGCGGCAGCAACGAUAUUUAAAGGCCCAACAUACCCCUUUGCAGUGCAUCUCACCGAUGGUUGAGAUGCAUGACGAGAUUGUGGAGGAGGGGUUUGCUCUGCCAGGACUCACUGCUUCAUCACUUUCCUUGAAGAUAGAUGCCCAAGACCGAGAAGGCAGAGUUGACACCUCCAUCACCAGCGGAGCUAGGGGAAGCUAUCAGAAAAUGCCAGCCAGGCCUACGUGCAAUGACUGGUGCCAGUGCUCGUCUUGGAACCUACCUGUUGGAGGUCUUGAGCAGGCGUGGUUCGAGACUUAUGAGACCUUUCCUUUUAUACCCUUAGAUGUUCCAGCCUCGUCCUACCACGUCUACCCGCAUAGCUCUACGGGCUAUGGAGAGCGGCAAGCGUCACAAGGGCAAAAUUUAUCUUUAGCUGAGGAAGAGGCCAAUAAUAAGAACACUUGUGGACAGGCUAUGAAAGCAGGUGGUGGUGUUCGUUUGUCGUCGCAACCUUUGCAUGCCAUCACACGUCAGGUGCCUAACAUGGGAUGCGUUACUGCGCAAGAGUUUACAGCUCGAUGCUUGCAGGACUUUCGAGACGCCAUCCUCGAAUACUUUUCUUUUCGUCUAGCAAAACUAUGGAAAGAGGUGGCAGGUACUCCAGCCACCGGGGCAAGCGGCGCCGAUGGAACGAAUGCGAAUAACUUAAGAGAAAUAUGUGACGAAAAACUUUCUGCAGCACAAGUAAUGGAGUACGUGCUUCUAGUGUUAGCACUGAAUCAGCAAGACGACCGUGGUGUUUACCGCGUCAUUUCCACUAGCAUUGGCCUUCAAGUUGAGGACUGCUAUGAUUUGCUUGUGGGGCUAGGGGAAUACAGAAUUCUUAGUUGCCUACUAUUUCGUCGGGGCUUCGUGCGUGAUGCACUUGCGUUGCUACGUUCACGAGUUUAUGUCUCAAGUUACUUCUCCCCAAGACUGUUAUCGGUGGAAUCGCAUUUCUUGAGCCAUCAAACUGAGACAUGCAAUGGCAAUGUUAAGCGGGGCGACGUUAAUUAUUGGAUUGAUCUCCUUUUAAAAUACUGGCAAGAGCGGCGCUACAUCACCAAUGAUUCCCCAGGUGAACUCAAGGGGGGCAAUGGGAGUAACGGGGCGCAGUAUUUGGAUGUUGAGGAGCGGGAAAGGGAAGCAAAUUUCAUGUCCACUUUAGCCCCUGUGGCUUGUGGGGUGUGGUGUCUUCCACGUGUGAUACGUGGGCAGCUUCUGUCUCGUUUGCUGGGCAUCACAAUACCAUCUGUGGAAAAAUCAGAGAUGACUCCUAGCAUACAUAGCAUUGCCGCCGAAGUCGUUUCCCGUGAUUUACAAAGUACCGAAUAUCACAAGGCUGACACCGACGUGGCUGCAAUGCCAUCUGCAGAUGGUAGCGAUAGUUGGGCCCGCCCUUUGGCUGAAUUCUAUGUCAAUGGAAUACAAGAGAUGGCGAGGCAAGCUAAAUCUAUUCGGUAUGAUGAAAAGGUAUGGGGGGGGGCUCCAACUUCUGUCGACGUGGUAGGUGCUUCACCGGAAGUCAUUUCAAUAGUAGGGCCUCUAGAGUUGGCUUGCAAUUUUGACAUGAGUUCAGAAGAUACAUCAGAUGCGUUCCACUACGUUUGUGAGGGUAAUCAUGCUGAUACGAGUCGCACCGCCAAUAGAACGUUGGUGGCACCGAACUCCUUGAGUGAGAUAUUUUUUUUGGUGGACAAGAUGAACUUGUCUGCACUCAAGGAUUUCCUUUCUAUGAACCCCAAGCACGCCCUGUGCCGCGAUGAAGAAGGUUGCACCGCACUCCAUGUUGCCUUUGGUCAAGUAAUGCGACGUCUCAAGUGCACAAUCGCCGAUCCCAAACCCUCAAAUUUGCACGUCGACAUCGAGAGCUCAAGCCCUCUGCCAUUUGACGAUGCUGCCGUGCAUGGGAACGUCGGAGGCUUACCGAACCAGGAGGACGACAGGGUUGCUCUCUUGGAGCUGUUGUUGUCAAUAGCACUACUCUUGGUGAAUUUUGGCUGCCCAACCGCCGCUAUCAACCGCUAUGGCAUGAGUUGUCUGGACAUCCUUGCGGUGUCUGGUGCCGAGGUGUACGUGGAGAUUAUGGCGUCUGCACUUGCAGCAGCGCUAGAGCUCAACAUGGUUUGCGCACCCCCCACUGGACUGUAA